Heterotrigona itama is the source of this 4629-nucleotide messenger RNA. NCBI's taxonomy places the organism in Eukaryota, Metazoa, Arthropoda, Insecta, Hymenoptera, Apidae. The record is from the annotation of a GenBank genome assembly.
ACACUGCCGCCUUAUUUGGUCACAAAGGGAAGCGUGUUUGUAACGAGCACUGCGACCACGAACACACUGCCUUCUACCACCGCCAUAACUUCGCGGCCAACGUUCGCACCGCCAGAACCAACGAAACCGCCUGUACCAAAGUACAAGAGGGGAAAGGAACUAACUUUCAUGGAAUCUGGCUACGAAAAGACUUUCAUGUUCGCGCAAAGUAACACGUUUAUUCAGCUAGACGGCAGCGGUAUAAAGCCCUUCCAACUACGACUGUGCCGCGAGAUAUCCUUCAAGUUUCGGACGAAAUUACCCCACGGUCUGCUUGUGUACCACAGCGUGAAGGAUCGGCCAGAGAGUCUAGACCCUUACGCCUUGUACGUGAUCGUGGAGAAAGGACAGCUGAAAGUGGUGCACGUGUUCGGGAAGCGGUCGACCAGCCUGACCGUCGGCGAAGGGCUAAACAGGGACGAAUGGCACAGCGUCCUCGUGAGAAUCGACGUUCACGGAGCGAAAUUGAUCGCCAGAGUGGACGAUAAACAGGAGGAGACCACGCUCGAAGUUUUAGAACACGUGGUCAAUUACGGGGUGUCCGAAGAACUCGCCUCUGUCGUCCUUAUCGGAGGUAGGUUAAGUUCCGAGGAGAGAUUGCACGGCGUGAAGUACAUAAUAGAAUCGUUUGUUGGCUGCAUAAGGGAUAUGGUUCUCAGCUCGGGCAAAUCGGCCAGCGAUUUGUUGCCCAUUCAGCCUCUGAUCGCAACGAAGCACGAAAACGUGAAGGAGGGCUGCAUCGACAAAUGCAGAACACGAGAGAAUCUCUGCUUCAUCUCGAACCAAUGCGUGAAUCACUAUAACAGUUUGACUUGCGACUGCUUUGGAACGAAGUACGAAGGAGAGCGAUGCGACGUGUACACGGCCACGAUUUUAACGUUGAGAGGUUCUUCGUACGUCUCGUUUCGCGUUUACGACUGGAAGGACAGAGUUCACUCGUCCGUCAAUAGGAUAAGCCUUGCAUUUAAGACGAAGUGGGACGAUUCAGCUUUGUUUUACGCGUCUGGUGAAAUCGACGGGACACCGCAUUACGUGGCGGCUUCCAUAGUGAACGGAUCGGUUCACGUGGAACUGGACUUUGGGCACAAUUCGAAGAUCGCGACGGUGCUAGGCGACUACAUCACCUCGAACCAUUGGAACAACCUAACGAUAUUUCACAACGGGUCACUGGUCUUCGUCAGUUUGGACGACGAGAUCAAAGUGCUCGAAAUCCCCGGCGAGAAUUACAACAUGAUCAUCGAUCCUGAAAUCUACAUCGGCGGUGGCCCCGAAUUGCACAAGAAGAAGGGUCUCCUCUCGCACAACAAUUUCGCAGGUUCGCUGAAAUACGUUUUCUUCAACGACAAGUCCAUUAUUUAUGAGUUGAAACGUUCCAAUCCCAUGGUGCAUUAUAUCGGCGUGUUGGAGCCAGAAUACUACGAGGCGGACGUCGAUGUGAUUCCAAUAACGUAUCCGUUCGCGGACAGCCACAUUUGGUGGCCGAUAGUGCACACCGACUCUCUUAAAUUGAACUUCGACUUCAAAAGUUCGAAGCCCGUGGCCGUGGUCGCGUCAGGGGACGUGAAAUGUAACCGUAGCCUUGGAUACUGGGAGCUCCGACUGGUGAACGAUGAAAUUCGGUUUCAACUGAUCCCGGUGUUAACGGAGAACAUCACGGUGUCGACCGGCGUGAAAUUCCCACCUUACAAUACCUCUUGGCACGCGGUCGAAUUGAAUUACACGAAAGGGGAGCUCAGCGUUCUGGUGGAUUAUCGGAACAAACAGAGCAAGCUCUUCUCCAUGACGUUCGAACUGGGCGACAGAAAUAACGGCAGCGUGUUGCAUGUUGCAUCAGGUUUGGUCGGAUGCAUGCGUGAAAUACGGGUGAACGACGAGAGGAUAGAGCCUAGGUACGUGAUCAACACGGAGAGAGUGAUCGGCGAGGUAGCCUUGGAUAAUUGCCAAUUCGUCGAUCCUUGUACCAGACCGAACACUUGCGAGCACGGAGGGAAAUGUUCGGUGAAAGAGGACAGGAUUACCUGCGAUUGUACCGACACCGGUUACAUGGGCAAGAAUUGUCACUUUACUCAGUAUAGAAAAACCUGCGAAGAAUUGGCAUUGCUGGGAUACAACGAGGACAAGCUCUACGAGAUCGACAUCGACGGGAACGGCAGGUUUCCGCCGGCUCUCGUGAAAUGCGAGUUCCAGUCGAUCGAAGAUUCGACGAAGACCAUCGUCGAGCACAAUCUACCCUCGCAGAUUGACGUCCGCUCGAUCGCAGAGUCCGACUUCUCCUUCAAUAUCAAGUACAGAGAGUUCACCGCGGAGAUGCUGCAGGAACUGAUAUCGCACUCGUUGUACUGCAGCCAGUACGUCAAGUACGACUGCUACAAGGCGCCGUUGGAAUUGCACAGCGCCACGUGGUUCCUCAGCUCGAAAGGAACCACCGUGGAUUACAUUGGAAACGUGAAUAGGGGAUCCUGCCCUUGUGGAAUGAACAGGACAUGCGUCGACCCGAAUCUAAGCUGUAACUGCGACGUCUCUGCCGGGAACGCCGGGAAAUGGCUGUCCGACGAAGGAUACUACGAAACACCAGAUUCCUUGGGUAUCACCGAAAUGGUAUUCCUGCAGCAAAGAGACCUCGAAGAGGAUGCACAGGGACGAAUCACCUUGGGACCGUUGGAAUGCGUCGAAACGAAUACGCAGAAAUACGUCGUCACUUUCACGACCUCGCAGUCGUACAUCGAGGUGCCAGGUUGGAGGAAAGGCGAUAUAGCGUUCAGUUUCCGAACAACCGGGGAGAAAGCCAUUCUUCUGUACCAACCACCGAUAAGGAGCAAUUAUCCAUCGUUCAUGGUCGCUCUAACUUCGGAGUACCGAUUGACGUUCAACUUCACUCUGAACACUGGCACGAUAAGGGAGUUGGAGGUGAACAGCCAAAGGAAAUUGAACAACGGCGAAUGGCAGAAGAUAUGGAUCGAUUACAACGAUUAUCACGUCAGAUUUAUGAUCAACACGGAUUAUCGAAUGGUCGAUCUGCUGCCUGAGGAGGAGUUUGGUCCCUUCGAAGGUUCCAUGUUCAUCGGUGGAGCAACUGCAGAACACUUGAGGACCUCCUCAGUUCGUCAAGGACUGAUCGGCUGCUUUCGCGGUUUGGUCGUGAACGGGGAGAUCUUGGACAUCCACAGCUACAUGUCGGUCCACUUGUCCGAGAUCAUAAAAGACUGCAAGCCCUCCUGUCAACCGAACAAGUGCCAGAACGGCGCCAGGUGCGUAGAACUGUGGAGCAACUUCGAGUGCGUCUGCGAGAACAGAUGGGCUCACCUUGGCACCUAUUGCGAGAGGAACAUAAACAACAAGGCGUUGACGUUCACGUCGCAAGGUGCGUUUCUCAAGAAGAACUACUUCGGCACGGACGAGGAGGACGAGGAGAAACUGCUGUUGAAGAGCAUAAUGUUGCAAAAUAUUCUGAUCAACCUGAGAACUUACGACACUCAUUCGCUGAUACUGUACGCGAACGACCAUUUGAACAAUUUCGCUCAUCUCUACAUUUCGAACGGCACCAGUAUUGUGUAUUUAUUCAACGCUGGUAACGAGAUUAAGAACAUCACCGUCGAGUACCCCGGCGUGAAUACAGGGAUCUCGAUUCAAAUCGCGAUUAUUCGAAACGAGAGGUCGACGACGCUUCACGUGAACGAGUACAACUGCACGCUGAACGCCACGCCGAUCCUACUGGACACGUAUUCGAACAAACCUUGGACAAAUCCGGAGAAGGAAGUGCUAGCGCCUCAGAGGCCACCGGCACCGCCCACCAAUUACUUCCAGGUGAAUCUAGGGGGCUUCGACCCGGACGACCUGCUGAGGGUCGGCAAGGAAGACAUGCAAAUCAAGGGCUACGUCGGUUGCCUUCGCGGGCUGAUGAUCGGCGAGUAUCUGGUCGAUUUACCCAACCUCGCGAACGAGGCCAACCACGAAGGCAGCAAAGGGGUGCUGCCCAACUGUCAAAUGAAAUGCGACGCUGUGCCCUGUAAGAACUUGGGCAUCUGCACGGAAGAUUUCGGCAGGCAGGAGUCUUCCUGCAACUGCGAGCUGACGUCCUAUUUCGGCGAGCAUUGCGCCGAUGAGAAAGGAGCAGACUUCAGCGGCGAGAGUGUCCUUCAACGCAAGUUCGAGCUGGUUGGCGAAGUGAAUCAAGUCAAGAUUCAACUGGCGUUCUCGACUAAUGAACUUCGACAACGCACUACGGCUCUCCUGCUCUUACAAACGGAAAAUAAAAGAAGCUACUACCUGCUGGUUGCUUUAACCUCGGAGGGCCAGCUGAUUUUCGAAGAGGACAGGGAAGGCUCCGCGUACGGAGUUCGUCUAAACGACAGAAACUUCUUAAACGGAGGACGACACAGUGUCUACUAUGUCCGAGAUAACAAUACCGCCUCGCUAUUGAUCGAUCGCGAGCCUGUGCAACUGAUGCCAAUCCCGGUGUUGAAUCUGGGAGACGACGAGGACGAUAGUCCAGGCGUGACAGAGAUUCAACUAGGCGGGCUGAACACGACAGACUCGCGAUUCAGCGCGUACAAUAAAUACACCGGCUGUCUGAGCAGUGAGUUGCCACGU